CCGACGCCACUGCGGCCGCCGCAACGGCACUACCACCAGUCGGCAGUCGGCAGUCGCCCGUCAGCCGUCAACCGAGUAACACGUGUGUGUGUGCGUGUUGUUCACCGCGCCGGACGCAGCUCGUCGCGAGUUGUGUACGUUAUUACAAUAUUAUUAUUAUUGCUACUGCGUUCGUUCGUUCGUUCGUUAUUAUUUUUUUAUUUUUCGUUACAUUUUAGAAAGACAAAGUGUCGGUUUCUUUUUUCACUGACGCCGUUAAUUUUUUUUUUUCUCAACCAGUGCGCGCCGAUACAGUUAUACCUUCUUCAUGGGACUGGUCAAAAAAAUGGAAUGGCUAAAGUGGAUACGAAAAUAUUCUACAGGUAUCCUGGAUUCGAAAACUGGUAGCAUGGAAACGUUAAUUGAUUCGGCCAGUUCGAAAACCAUCAAUUACGCUUAUACCUCCUCGGUAAUUGCUGACGAUGAAUUCAUUAGCGCCGCCGCACCCCCACACCAGCGUCCGAUGUUGCCGCCGCCACCACCUAGUUCACAAGCUUCGCCAUCGCCGCCACAGCAACCUAGCGACGUAUACGACUGCUGCGUGUCGCUAGACGGAAUACCCAUUAAACACGAGUUUCAGUACACCUUCUCUGACACCGACGGUCAUGGAAAAAUCACCAAACACGAUGUUGAAGGAUUAGCUACGAAAAUACUAGAAUCUAUGUAUGGUACGACGUUGAAAUUCUCGUCUCGCGGCAAACGAACAGUCAAAGUGACGCUUAACAUCAGACAAUCGAUGGCGGUAGUCGUGGACGGCACAACGACCGGUACACCAUACCGAGGCCGCCAUAGCAGCCGCGAGCGCAAGACCAAGUCGUCGGCGGAGAAACAUCGCAGCAGAACGGAGGCCGCCGAAUACGGAGUGUUCGACGAUGCAACACUGUUGGAGCAAUCGGAAUAUCCUUCGAUUUACGACGGUGUCAAAGGGUCUUGGCUGCCGCAUCACAGGAGUGCUAAACUAGGCGCACAGCGGUACCGGCGUGAACAAUUGAUCGAAAUGGUGCAAAGGAGUCUGGCGGAAAACUUGAGUUUUCAAAAUCAAAGAAAAUCCAAUAAGCCCGCGGAGGUCGUUUACCACAGGCCGCGGACGAAGCGUCGCCAGACCGGAGCCCAGCCGGCCAAGGUGGCGUGGAGCCCGUACGACUUCGAACCGGUCGCACACAUCCCUUCGCACCAACAUCAACACCACCACCAGCAGCACCGACAGUACGAGCACCUCAAGAAUGUCAGAAGCCAUCAGCAGCAGUUGUACAGUAACGGUGUGGCGGCCGAAGAGCACGCGGUCAAGUAUUCGUCGGGUGGUCACUCCCGGCACCACCACCGAGCCGCCGCGGUAGUCAGCGGCAGCAACCUUCAACAGUCGAAGGACUCGGCAGCGGCGGCCACCACCACCACCGCUGCAGCCACGGCCGCCGCCCAGGAGCAGACCAAAAACAUCGACCAUCAGCGUUACAAACGCGCCAAAUUGGCGUCCAAGAAGAUCCAUCAUCACAUACACGAACACCAUCAUUAUCAUCACUACGACUAUUACAUCGUUUAGAUGUAAGAGAAUAAAGAAGAGAGAGAGAGAAAUAAAAAUACAACAACUGCAAAUAGAACUGUUUAAUUCCUUUUCAUCGUGUAAAUUGUCCCAAUAUUAUUAGGUAUAUGUAUGUAUACACAUUGCGUUUUCGUGUUUUCGCGAGCAUGUAUUAAGCGCUGCACAAGACCGACCGGGUCGGCGACGUCGACGGAAAGCUUUUUUUCCCGCAACACUGUAUAGAUUCCUUUUUUCCCUAUCCAAUCGUCAUCCAAUCACGACAAUACAAACAUAUCCAUUAAAACAUUCACGUUCGGUUGUACGUCCUGCUCGUCUGCGUGUGUGUAUAUACAUAUUAUUAUAUACACGCACAGUGCCAACUAUAAUUUAUUAUUAUUAUUAUUAUUUUUUUUUAUUAUUAUUAUUAUUAUUAUUAUUAUAUUAUUUUUUUUUAACGCAUUUGUUUGAUAUGCGCCUAUAAUAUAAGGAUUUCGAUUGUGAUAUAUGUGCGCAGUAAAGUUUGAUGUCAAAUAUUAUUAUAAUAAUAUGUUCGGUGAUCUGUGCGAACGAGGAUUUUUUACCGUUAGCAUUUUACUAAUUUCCCUCCACAAAACAAACCAAACAUCUCGUAAUCAAACUUUGAGCCACAUAUACACAAUUAUCUGAAGUAUUUAUGAAUGUGUUUAACAGCCCAAGUUCCUCUUUUUUGUAUGUGUACUAUUUUUAUUGUAUUUUUUUUUUUUCAUAAGAUAAUAUAAGUUUUUAAACGACAUUGAUUGUAAGAACGUCAAAUUAAUAUUAUGCGAACAAAGACUAAACAUUUCUUUUCAUAUACUGUAGUACAAUACCCGCCGUCGCUGCAACACCUGCCGAAGUGCUGCAGUUUUUUUUAUUAUUUUUUUUUUUUUAAACUAUUAACGUCUAACUAUUAUAAUAUAUUAUUAUUGUGUAUAGGUAUGCUAUAAUAUGAUAUUAUUCCGAGAAUAAUAUUAUUCACUGGCUGUGCACUCGCUGGAAUUUGAUACUGCUAAUAUACGAAUUGUAAAAAAAAACAUACGAAAUUUUAAUUUGACUUGUGUAAAUUACGACCGUCAUUUAUAUUAUAGUGUUCACUGUUCAACCAAAAUAUUAUAAAAAAAAAAAUAAAAUCCGACAAACAAGAAAA
Molecule: messenger RNA, 2723 nt
Organism: Aphis gossypii (cotton aphid)
Lineage: Eukaryota; Metazoa; Arthropoda; Insecta; Hemiptera; Aphididae
Exons: 5
Coding region: 308-1579 (423 amino acids)
Source: RefSeq, a predicted model, not a curated record